Molecule: messenger RNA, 800 nt
Organism: Eimeria acervulina
Lineage: Eukaryota; Apicomplexa; Conoidasida; Eucoccidiorida; Eimeriidae
Product: glutathione s-transferase, putative
Exons: 3
Source: RefSeq, a predicted model, not a curated record
CAGAAGCACUCGCUGCUACAAAACCCACCAAACAGCAGCAGCAGCAGCAACAGCAGCAGCAGCAGCAGCAGCAGCAACAGGAACUGCAGCAGCAACAGCAAUACCAAGAGGCGAAAAACGUUCAGCAGCAGGAAAAGCAGAAACUACAGCAGCAAAAUGAGCAGCAACAGCAUCAACAAAAGGAGCAGCAACUGCAGCAGCAGCCACAGCAGCAGCAACUGCAGCAGCAACUGCAACUGCAGCAGCAGCAGCAGCAGCAGCAGCAAGCUUCUUUAUUUUCUUUAUUCCCCAUUGGGCGGCUGCUUGAACUUCGAUAUUCGUCGUCUGUACACCGACCGACGCCAACUACGCCAGUGCAUUCCGUCUUAGUCUACUUAAAAUGCAGGGGGUCAGCAGACGCUAUUCGUUUGCUGCUGCGGCAUGCAUGCGUCGGCUAUGCUGAGCAACAACUGCAGCAGCAACUGCAGCAACAGCAGCAACAGCAGCAACAACAGCAGCAACUGCAGCAACAGCAACAGCUGCAACAGCAGCAGCAGCAACAACAACUGCAGCAACUGCAGCAACAGCAACAACUGCAGGAGCAGCGACAACUGCAGCAACUGCAGCAACUGCAGCAACAGCAGCAGCAGCAGCAACUGCAGCAACUGCAGCAACAGCAGCAACAGCAGCAGCAAUACGUUGCAAGAGGAGUCGGUUGUAGAUUUUGCGUUUGCUGCCUUAAAUGCAGUUUGGCGUGCAGAGUGUACGUGCAGAUAUUCAAAGUCGUCGAACAAAGACAGAGAGAAAGCAGCUUACUGUAG